Messenger RNA from Epinephelus fuscoguttatus (brown-marbled grouper), 4606 nucleotides. RefSeq names its product hemicentin-1-like. The record is from RefSeq and is a predicted model, not a curated record. The coding region runs from base 65 to 3367 and encodes 1100 amino acids. The transcript has 20 exons. Gene Ontology annotation, biological process: cell surface receptor signaling pathway. Lineage: Eukaryota; Metazoa; Chordata; Actinopteri; Perciformes; Serranidae. Gene Ontology annotation, molecular function: transmembrane signaling receptor activity.
AGAUGUCAGAGACAGGAAAGCCGCUGCUCUGAGCACAGCCUCUUCAUGUGCAGCCCAAUGGAAAAUGUGGCUUGUCAAGGUCCUCGGUGUCAUAUAUUUGACCGCUGUUUGUGCCGCUCAGGAUCAAGAAGAUGCCACCGCUGUGGCCGGAGAAUCUGCUCCAACUGAUCCUACUCCAAUGACAAUGAGUAUUGGAACUGUCUAUGUGCCUCCUGAACCAUCUGUGCAGCUACUGUCAGGAUGGACGGAGGUGUUCCUCUCAGAGAAAGUGGAGUUCAGUUGUAAUGUCGAUGGCAGCUCUGACUGGACCUUCACCUGGUACAGAGAUGAACAGCAAGUACAAGAUUCAGAUCCAAAUGUGUCUAUCGAGGGAUCCAAGCUUACACUCACCGCAGCAUCAGACGCACAAUCUGGAAGUUAUUCUUGUAAAGGUCAUCACAAAACAAAGAGCAGUGUUAUGACUGGAACUGCUAUCCCAAUCAAGCUCAAAGUUCAUGCAAACAAGCCCAAGCCCAGUUUAACUCAAGAUUCAAACACUGAAAAGAUGUUCCUCGGAGAGUCUGUCACCUUCACAUGCAAGGUCACCGAGUCCUCUGGAUGGAAUUAUCUGUGGUACCAUAAUGGAAAUGAAAUUCAAUCCGCUGAUAGUACGACUCAUACCAUAGGGUCUAUAGAUCGUCCUGACAGUGGACGAUACCACUGCAAAGCCAAGAGAGGCAAAGACCAAUUCUUUACAGAGGAGAGUGACACAAAAACUCUGCAGGUCUUUGACCAGCCUAGACCGUCUGUGAAGAUGGUGAGUCCCUGGCUGGAGGUGUUUGAAAAUGAGACGCUGGCUUUUAGCUGUGAAGUCGACAUCAACGAUGAUUGGACGUACACCUGGUACAAAAAUAAAGAAGUGGUACCGGACGACAUGAACAUUGACAAAGUGGACUCAUAUCUCAACAUCACUUGGAUAACUCGAGCUUCUCAAGGAGACUAUACCUGUGGUGUUCAAGUCGGUUCCAGGAGACGCAGCUCUGGAAUCAGCAAUGCAACUCACAUCACCGUUUAUGAAAACACACCAAAACCAACAUUGACCAAGGUUCCUGCUUUUAACCCUAUGUACGUUGGAGAAACUGUGACCUUCACAUGCAAAGUCAGUGUGUCCUCUGGCUGGAAGUAUCAGUGGUACAGAGAUGGACACAUGCUUAAACACACCAGCGAGACCAUCAGCAUUCGUCUUGGUCUUUCUGAUCAGGGGAAAUACCUGUGCACAGCCACCAGAGAUGAAAUGACAUCAACAGACUUCAGUGAGGAAAUACCACAAGAUGUUCUUGAAAUUCCCCUUCCGUCUUUGAAGCUGGAAACAAAGUGGUUGGACGUAUUCCCUGAUGAGAGUGUGAAGUUGAGCUGUGAGAUGAACAGCAUCUCUGACUGGACUUACACGUGGGAAAAAGGCGGACAGCAGGUCCAGGCUGAUGCUGUUGUGUCUUUUCACUCAAAUGGAGCUACCCUUGACAUCAGAUCUGCUGCAGCUACACACGCAGGAGAAUAUCACUGUAAGGGACACCUGAUGGGAAGGUCUGUCAAAGGCAACUCGAGUUCUGGACUUACCCUCUCGGUGUAUGAUAAGAAACCCAGACUCGUACUGACACAGGAUCCAGACUACAAGGUGAUGUUCCCCGGAGAGUCAGUCUCCUUUACCUGUCACAUUAAUGUCUCCAGUGGAUGGGAGUACCUGUGGUUCAAAGGAGGCUCUCUACUUACCGUACCUGGAAACAAAUACUCCAUCAGCUCUGUUGGACCAACAAAUAGUGGUUUAUAUACAUGUCAAGUAAAAAGAGGCACCGAUCGAGUCUUCCUCACUGACGCCACUCAGCUUAUACGCCUUCAAGUUGAAGGGAACAAGCCUAAGCCUUCGAUGACUCAAACGCCAAAUGCUGACAAGGUGUUCACUGGAGAGUUGGUGUCCUUCGAAUGUAAGGUCACACUCUCGUCUGGUUGGAAGUAUCUCUGGUACAAAGACGAAGCACAACUCUCUAUGAACAGCAGUAUUCAUACCAUCCGUGAUGCCACUGUAUCAGACAGUGGGACUUAUAAGUGCGUGGCCCUGAGAGACAAAACAACGUACAGUACAGAGUUCAGUGAUACUCGGGCUUUGCGCGUAUCUGAAAUUCCUGUUCCAGUCUUGAAGCUGGAAACGCCAUGGCCAGAUGUGUUCCCCACUGAGAGUGUGAAGUUGAGCUGUGACAUGGACCGCACCUCCGACUGGAAGUACACAUGGUACAAAGAUGGACAGCAGGUCCAGGCUAAAAAUAGUGUGUCUUUUAAGUCGGAUGGAGCCAUUCUUUCCAUCGAUUCUGCUUCACCCUCACACCGUGGACGAUACAAGUGUUUAGGAGAGCUCAAGAGCCGGCCUGUCAAGAGCAUUUUCAGUUCUGAGCAAACUCUUGAUGUUUACGAUACAAAACCCAGAGUCAGACUGAUGCAGAAUCCCACACACGAUGUGAUGCAUAGUGGAGAUUCAGUCUCCUUCAGCUGUCACACUAAUGUCUCGUCUGGAUGGGAAUACCUGUGGUACAAAGAUGGCACUCAAAACACUGAAUCUGGAAAAAAUUACACGAUCGGGUCUGUUGAAACAUCCAACACUGGAUCAUAUCAAUGCCUCGUUAGAAGAGUAGGAAGUUCAGAGUUCCUCUCAGACGAGAGUGAAGCUGCAAGGCUUGAGGUUAAGGAGCGCCCACAGGCUAAUAUCGUCCUGUUGACUGGCUGGUCCGAGGUCUUCUCCACCGACAGCUUGCUGCUCAGAUGUGGGGUGCAGGAAAGUCCGGACAAGUUGAACUACGUGUGGAACUACACGUGGUUUAAAGAGGGCCAACCAAUCAUUCAGCCGCUCACUGAAAAACAUACAGUCACACCCCAGAAUGACCCUGAGCAGAGCCUGUACACCUGCCGGGGCGUUCGCAAUGGCAGACCAUCAUAUUCAAAAAUCAGUGAUUCUUUCAAGACCAAGAACCUUCUUUUGAAGAGGAGAGUGCUUCUUUCCAUCUCUGGCUGUAUCUUCUUUGGCAUCAUCGCUGUCUUCAUUGGAUGCAUUGCCCUCAGAAUCUUCCGCAAACCAGCUGAUGAUGAUGAGAAGCCAGAAGACACAGAGCUGUUUCCUACCAUGGCUCAGCUAAAGGACCGUGAUGAUGCAGCCUGUCCACUGGUUAAGUACAUUACUGAUGCAGAACUGAGAGCUUCACCUAAAGAAGCAGAAGAGAACGGCACGAUUUGCAGUGAAACAACACCCUUACCAAUAACUUCACAGGAGGACCAAGCUGUGACGAGUGAGAACCAUGACACAACAGAAAACAACGGUGGACUGGUUUCCUUUAAACAAUGAGUCACUGAAGCUCUCAUUGCAUCACUUUGGCAAAUAAUUACAAGUCUAUAAACGUUUAAGGCUUUUUUUUUAAGAUUUUUUUUUUUUUUUGGUCUUUAUUUGAUAGGACAGUCUAAGCAUGAAGCGGGGAAGGGAGAGAGGGGAUGACAUGUAGCAAAGGGCAGCAGGCUGGCAUUGAACCUAUGGCUGCUAAAGAAAGGACAUUGCCUUUGUAUAUGGGACACCUGCUCUAGCAACUCAGCCACUGGGUGACACAGCCCUGUGAGGCUUUGAUGGGUUACAAUUUUUUUUUGAUGUAUUAAAACUAGAGAGACCUUCUCGCUGUUUAUAGGCUACAAGCGGCAUAUAAAAUUUAAAGUUUUGACUUGUCUGCAGUACUGGAUAAAAGUCGAGUAAAUGAAUUAGGAGUCGUCCUCCGGGCACUGUAAAUAUUGGUACCAAAUUUAAUGGAAAUUAAAAUAGUUAACAAUAUUGCACCCUGGAACAACAGGCUGCCAUUUAAUGUGUACAGAUUUGUUUUGCACUGAACAUGACCUGGCGGCACAGUACUGUUGAGAACUGUACAUAUUUUAAUCCACGUCACUGUACUGAUGAACUGUUAAAGGCACUGUUUACAUUAUUAUGUGAUAUGCAUCAAUGAUAUACAUUGUUGGCUUUCAUUGUUAGCAGUUAUGUGUACUGUACAUAUGUGUUGACCUGCAGGAGAAUAUAUCAGUCCUCCUUUGGUUGGUUUUUUUACUUGUUGUAGCAAACACCUGGGGCCAGAUGUAUAAACUGUGUAUGCCCAAAAACAUUUCACUGGUCAUGUUAUUAAUUUGCGGGCUACACCUCGUUGUGUGAAAUGUCAAUCAAAGGCACAUUUAUACAGUAAUUUUUAAAUAAUUUAUGAGUGGUAAAUCAUUCUUUUUACUUUUCAUCCUCAACUGUAAAGCACUUUAAGAAGUGAUGAUAUGAUAUGAGCGCUAUAAAUGAACCUUUCUGAUGUUUAAUAAUGAUGAUUGAGACAUAACCUCGAAGAUGGUUUACAGGUACAUGUGAGGAAUUAGUGGUAUGGGUGCUAUAAAUGGCCGCAGUUGUGCAUCUGGCCCCAGAUUUGAGUAAAUAUAAGUUAGUCUACACCACAGCUUAUUUAAUAUUAAAUGUUACAGCAGUUUAUGUUAUUGCUGUCUUCCUCUCAACUGCCAUUCAAGCAAUUUGUGUCUCCCGAUGAAAUUAUCAAAAUAAAAAAUACAAAAUGUC